Messenger RNA from Nerophis lumbriciformis (worm pipefish), 2763 nucleotides. Its product is annotated as alcohol dehydrogenase 1-like. Gene Ontology annotation, biological process: formaldehyde catabolic process. Gene Ontology annotation, molecular function: alcohol dehydrogenase (NAD+) activity; S-(hydroxymethyl)glutathione dehydrogenase [NAD(P)+] activity; zinc ion binding. Gene Ontology annotation, cellular component: cytosol. The record is from RefSeq and is a predicted model, not a curated record. Lineage: Eukaryota; Metazoa; Chordata; Actinopteri; Syngnathiformes; Syngnathidae.
CACACUCUUCCCAGCAGCUGCCUUUCUGCUUCAGUCCUGAGAACACAGCUCACAGCUGACAACACUGAACAUGUCCACAGCUGGUAAGGUCAUUAAGUGCAAGGCAGCAGUAGCCUGGGAGCCAAACAAGCCUUUGGUGAUUGAGGAGAUUGAGGUUGAUCCACCGCAACCCAAUGAGGUCCGCGUCAAGAUUGUGGCAACUGGCCUUUGCCGUACAGACCUCUACUAUCUGUAUGACACUGACAAUACAAAGAUCUUCCCAAUGGUCCUUGGACACGAGGGAGCAGGCAUUGUGGAGAGCGUCGGUCCUAAAGUCACAGAAUUUCAACCAGGUGACAAAGUGAUCCCCCUGAUCAUCUCCCAGUGUCGAGAGUGUCGCUUUUGUAAGAGUCCUAAAACCAACCAGUGUGAAAAUGCAUGGGAUAUUGUUCCUCACAAUGUGGAAAAAGCGCCCGUCUCCAAGCUAAACUGCAAGGGAAAGAAGUUGCUGCAGUUUAUGGGAAUCAGUACCUUCUCAGAGUACAGUGUAAUAAAUCAGAAUGCUCUGGCCAAGAUUGACCCCGCGGCCCCCCUGGAUAAAGUCUGUCUCCUCGGCUGUGGGGUUUGCACAGGGUUUGGAGCCGCAGUCAAUGAUGCUAAGGUUGAACCGGGCUCUACCUGUGCUGUGUUUGGCCUGGGAGCCGUCGGGUUGGCGGCAAUCAUGGGUUGUAAAUAUGCUGGUGCCAAGAGGAUUAUUGCUGUCGAUGUCAAUGCAAACAAGUUUAAGAAGGCCGAGGAGUUUGGAGCCACUGACUGUGUAAACCCCAAGGAUCACAGCAAAACCAUCAGCCAAGUGCUCUUGGAGAUGACCAACGGUGGAGUCGACUACUCCCUCGAGUGUGUGGGGAAUGUAGAACUCAUGCGCCAUGCACUGGAGUCCUGUCUGCAAGGCUGGGGUGUGAGUGUGAUUGUUGGUUGGACAGACAAGCAUGAUGUUUCCGUUCGUCCUGCUCAGCUCAUUGCUGGGCGCACAUGGAAGGGCUCUGUGUUUGGAGGCUUUAAGGGUAAAGAUGGAGUGGCUGAGAUGGUGCGAGCCUACCUGGAUCACAAGGUGAAGAUAGAUGAGUUCAUAACUCAUAACUUGCCUUUGGAUCGCAUCAAUGAAGCCAUUGAAUUGUUGCAGGCGGGCAAAAGCAUCCGGACAGUCCUGAGUUUCACUUCCCAAUAAGUCUUUAUAAUGGUUUCUAAUAACUCCUUGAAAUCUUAAAGGCCUACUGAAAUGCGAUUUUCUUAUUUAAACGGGGAUAGCAGGUCCAUUCUAUGUGUCAUACUUGAUCAUUUUGCGAUAUUGCCAUAUUUUUGCUUAAAGGAUUUAGUAGAGAACAUCGACGAUAAAGUUCGCAACUUUUGGUCGCUGAUAAAAAAGCCUUGCCUGUACCGGAAGUAGCAGACGAGUAGCGUGACGUCACAGGUUGUGGAGCUCCUCACAUCUGCACAUUGUUUACAAUCAUGGCCAUCAGCAGCGAGAGCGAUUCGGACCGAGAAAGCGACAAUUUCCCCAUUAAUUUGAGCGAGGAUGAAAGAUUCGUGGAUGAAGAAAGUGAGAGUGAAGGACUAGAGGGCAGUGGGAGCAAUUCAGAUAGGGAAGAUGCUGUGAGAGGCGGGUGGGACCUGAUAUUCAGCUGGGAAUGACUAAAACAGUAAAUAAACACAAGACAUAUAUAUACUCUAUUAGCCACAACACAACCAGGCUUAUAUUUAAUAUGCCACAAAUUAAUCCCGCACAACAAACACCUCCCCCCUCCCGUCCAUAUAACCCGCCAAUACAACUCAAACACCUGCACAACACAUUCAAUCCCACAGCCCAAAGUACCGUUCACCUCCCCAAAGUUCAUACAGCACAUAUAUUUCCCCAAAGUUACGUACGUGACAUGCACAUAGCGGCACGCACGUAUGGGCAAGCGAUCAAAUGUUUGGAAGCCGCAGCUGCAUGCGUACUCACGGUACCGCGUCUGCGCAUCCAACACAAAGUCCUCCUGGUAAGGGUCUCUGUUCUCCCAGUUCUCCACAGGCCAAUGGUAAAGCUUGACUGUCAUCUUCCGGGAAUGUAAACAAUGAAACACCGGCUGUGUUUGUGUUGCUGCAGUCGGCCGCAAUACACCGCUUCCCACCUACAGCUUUCUUCUUUGCUGUCUCCAUUGUUCAUUGAACAAAUUGCAAAAGAUUCACCAACACAGAUGUCCAGAAUACUGUGGAAUUUUGCGAUGAAAAUAGACGACUUAAUAGCUGGCCACCAUGCUGUCCCAAAAUGUCCUCUUUAAUCCGUGACGUCACGCGCAGGCGUCAUCAUACCGAGACGUUUUCAGCAGGAUAUUACGCGCAAAAUUUAAAAUUGCACUUUAGUAAGCUAAACCGGCCGUAUUGGCAUGUGUUGCAAUGUUAAGAUUUCAUCAUUGAUAUAUAAACUAUCAGACUGCGUGGUCGGUAGUAGUGGGUUUCAGUAGGCCUUUAAAUAUAAUUAACACUUUAUUUGAACUGAUUUUUAUCAAUUAAAGUUAAAAAGUUAAAGUUAAAGUACCAAUGAUUGUCACACACACACUAGGUGUGGCGAAAUUAUUCUCUGCAUUUGACCCAUCACCCUUGAUCACCCCCUGGGAGGUGAGGGGAGCAGUGGGCAGCAGCGGUGGCCGCGCCCGGGAAUCAUUUUUGGUGAAUUAGGACUUUACAGAAAUCUUGAAUGCUCUCUCUGUAAACACGAUAGAUAAAUAAAUAAGUCAGGAGAAA